Messenger RNA from Fusarium tjaetaba, 1593 nucleotides. RefSeq names its product major facilitator superfamily transporter. Lineage: Eukaryota; Fungi; Ascomycota; Sordariomycetes; Hypocreales; Nectriaceae. Gene Ontology annotation, cellular component: membrane. The record is from RefSeq and is a predicted model, not a curated record. Gene Ontology annotation, biological process: carbohydrate transport; transmembrane transport. The transcript has 5 exons. The coding region runs from base 1 to 1593 and encodes 530 amino acids. Gene Ontology annotation, molecular function: carbohydrate:proton symporter activity.
AUGUCGGAAACAUUUAUCAAGUCAAAGGAGGAGGAGUUCGGCCAUGCUGCGAUCGACCAUAAGGAAGUCUUGAACAACACUGAUCUCAUGCAUGAUGCCUUCGAUGCUGAACAGCGCGAGCAUGAGCAGGGUGUUUGGGCUGCUGCCAAGGCCCAUCCUUGGGCUUGCUUCUGGGCCUUCGUUAUGUGCUUCACCAUUGUUAUGGAGUCGUUCGACAUGUUCCUGACCGGAAAUUUUGUCGCUCUCCCUGUCUUCCAGAGACACUACGGAGUCCACGUCGAGGGUUCAGGCUGGACGAUCGAAACAAAAUGGCAGAGCGCUCUCUUCCAGGCAGGACAGUGUGGUGCUUUUGUGGGUGUCUUCGUUGCCGGACCAAUUACCAACAUAUUCGGUUACCGAUGGACAACAAUCUUUGCUCUGAUGCUCAUGAAUGCCACUAUCUUCGUCUCGUUCUUUUCCAACUCUUUGGAGCUCCUUGUCGUCGGACAAGCCCUCGAAGGUGUACCUUGGGGUUUCUUCAUUGCCAACUCCCCAGCCUACGCUUCCGAGAUCGUGCCGCUUGCCCUUCGUGGUGCUUGCACUGCAACGCUGCAGGUGAGUUGGUCUAUCGGAUAUAUGAUCGUUGCUGGCGCUACGUAUGCCUACAACAAGAGAGAUGAUCAGUGGGCCUGGCGUUUGCCCUUGGCCUUGCAAUGGAUCUUUCCAACCCCCAUCUUGAUUCUCGUGUUCUUCGCCCCUGAAUCCCCCUGGUGGCUGCUUCGCAAGGGUCGCAAAGAGGAGGCACUACGCUCUAUCCAGCGUCUUGGAAACGGUGACAAGGAGAUAUCUCACAAGAAGCUUGCCAUGAUGGAGCGUACUGUUAAGAUUGAGGAGGCAGAGGGCCGAAGCCCUUCUCUGAUCGACCUUGUCAAGGGUACCGACUUGAGACGAACGAUCAUCACUUGCUUGAUCUACGCCUCGCAGAACUUUGCUGGCAACUUGAUCGCUAAUCAAGCAACAUUCUUCUUUGAACAAGCUGGUGUUGCAACCGAGCGUGCGUUCCAGCUUAACAUCAUCAACGCGUGCCUCCAGUUCAUUGGCAACAUCAUUGCUAUUCCCAUGAGCGGUUUCCUGGGCCGCCGUACCAUCUACCUCUGGGGAACAAUCGUCAAUGUCACCUUCCUGAUGAUUCUCGGCAUCGUUGCCACACUUCACCAAAGCACUGCCACUAAUUACGUACAAGCUGUCCUCGGUAUAUUAAUCUCCUUCGUCUAUGCUCUGUGUCUCGGACCUAUCUCAUACACGAUCAUCGCCGAGACCUCGUCUGUCCGACUUCGUGCUCUGAGCACUGGUGUCGGUCGUGCCGCCUACUAUGUAGCCGAGAUCCCUAUGAUCUACCUGGCUUCGAAUCUCUUGAACCCUACUGGAUGGAACCUUGGUGGACAGUGCGGGUAUGUCUGGGGAGGCACUGCGGCUGUUUGCUUCAUCUCGGCCUACUUCUUCCUUCCUGAGCUCAAGGAUCGUUCAUACCGUGAGGCUGAUAUCUUGUUCAAGCGCAAGAUUCCCGCGAGGAAGUUCAAGUCAACUGUCAUCGAUGUCAGAGACAACGAAUAA